Molecule: messenger RNA, 5874 nt
Organism: Seriola aureovittata
Lineage: Eukaryota; Metazoa; Chordata; Actinopteri; Carangiformes; Carangidae
Gene: ano1a
Product: anoctamin 1, calcium activated chloride channel a
Exons: 25
Coding region: 483-3443 (986 amino acids)
Biological process (GO): chloride transmembrane transport
Cellular component (GO): plasma membrane
Molecular function (GO): protein dimerization activity; chloride channel activity
Source: RefSeq, a predicted model, not a curated record
UGUAGACCGUUUUGGCACGAUUUUCACUGAGGCUCCGUGCGCGUUAUCUCUGCUGUCUGUGAGUGGAACAUCUCAUUUACACAGAAAGGCUCUUCACACACGGAGGAGACGUAUAUUACCAUAGAAUAGAGUCAGGCUGACAGAUGAUGUGGUGAAUUAAACCUGGGACAGCUCCUCUGUUCUCCCAUUGAGAUAAACUGAAACACACGCUUCAUCUGGACAAAUAGUUUGUUUUGGACACAUCUAACAGGAGACAGUUUGACUGCGGUCUAUCAGCUCUCCGCCAGCUCUCCGCCAGCUCUACAUCAACUCUCCAUGAGGAUGAACAAGUGCUAGUUCUCCGUCCAGCGUUUCCAUGCAACAGCGCAGUCGGCUGUGAAGCCACGGAGCUCACGGAGGAAUAGAUGCUGUUGCAGAGAGCGGCAGAGCAGUAGAUCUGGUUUGGGGUCUCUGUAGGAACCCAGAGCGGCUUAUUAAACCCGAUGGAGCGACAGGAUGAUGGAGAGGAGCCGCUCGGGGGCUUAAACCACCAUGAUAGAGCACAGGAGCCCGGUUCUCCUCCCCUGGCUCGUGAGCACUCAGGCAGUCUGCAGCAGGACGAGCCCGCCAUGAUGAGGAGGAGCGACAACUACCUGCCGGUCCCUGGCGAGGAGAAGAACCUGGAUGUGGACAGGAGCAGCGAGUCCAUACCAAUGAAGAACCUCUAUGCAGACGACGUCUCGCCGCUGUAUCCACGAGUAGGCCCAUACUUCUGUGAUGGGCGCCGGCGGGUGGACUACGUGCUGGCCUACCACAUCCAGAAGCCCACCAGUGUCCGGCGCCGCUCAUCCAGGUUCGCCGACAACAACUUCAUCCGACGGCUUCGCCGCAGCAUGAGCAUGAGGAGCAGCCGAGCGCCGCUGCAACCAAAGGAAGACCCGGAGAUCGCCGCCCAGGAGCAGCGGACGGACUACCACGAGGAUGACAAGCGCUUUCGGCGGGAAGAGUUUGAGGAAAACCUCCUGGAGACGGGGCUGGAGCUGGAAAAGGAUGAAGGGAAUAAGAUCCCUGGAAUCGGCUUCUUGAAGAUCCAUGCUCCCUGGAACGUCCUGUGUCGAGAGGCUGAGUUCAUGAAGCUCAAAAUGCCAACAAAGAAGGUGUAUGAUGUGAAACAAGGCAGCAAUGUCGUGGAGAAGAUCCGACUGUUCAUUCACAAAGUCACAGCUCCGCUCCAUCCAAAGGUGGAUGCCAACAGAUCAGACAGCGUCAAAUCCCUCUCUCAUCCUUUCUCCAGGGAGAAGCAGCAUCUAUUCGAUCUGUCUGACAGAGACAAAUUCUUUGACAGCAAGACCAGGAGCUCAAUAGUCUAUGAGGUACUGAAGAGGACAAGAUGCACCAGAGCCAAAUACUCCAUGGGGAUCACAAGUCUGCUUGCCAAUGGUGUCUACACGUGUGCUUAUCCUCUGCAUGACGGAGACAUCAAGGAGGGAAAUGCAGAACCUAAUGACAGAAAGCUGCUGUACGAGGAGUGGGCAAGCUACAGUGUCUUCUACAAGUACCAGCCGAUCGGACUCAUCAGGAAGUACUUUGGGGAGAAGGUUGGCCUGUACUUCGCCUGGUUAGGAGUCUACACACAGAUGCUGAUCCCUGCAGCCAUCGUUGGAGUCAUAGUGUUCCUCUACGGCUGUGCCACUGUCGACGACAACAUACCAAGUAUGGAGAUCUGUGAUCCCAGGAACAACAUCACCAUGUGUCCGCUGUGUGACCGCGCCUGCAGCUACUGGAAGCUGGUGACUGCGUGUGGUACAGCCAGAGCCAGCCACCUGUUCGACAACCCAGCUACCGUCUUCUUCUCCAUCUUCAUGGCCCUGUGGGCUGUCCUCUUCAUGGAGCACUGGAAGAGACGACAGAUGCGACUCAACUACAUUUGGGACCUGACCGGCUUCGGAGAGGAAGAGGAGGACCACAACCGAGCAGAGUACGAGUUCCGGGUCAUGCAAAAGACCAUGAGACUGGAACAUUCAACCCCCAAGGGUGAGAAGGUGAAGCUGACGUGUACAGACAGACUGCCAGCUUACCUGACGACUGUGAUGAUGAUGUUCUUCCUGAUCAUUGUGACCUUUGCCAUAGUCUUUGGGGUCAUCCUGUACCGGAUCAGCAUUAAGGCAGCCCUGCACAUUAGCACCUACCCUGCAGCACGAUCCAACAUCAGAGCCACAGUGAAGACCACCGCCGCCAUCAUCAACCUUGUCAUCAUCAUCAUCUUAGAUGAGAUCUAUGGUGCCAUCGCCCGCUGGCUGACGACACUGGAGGUUCCAAAGACGGACAAGAGCUUUGAGGAGCGUCUCAUCUUCAAAACCUUCAUCUUGAAGUUUGUCAAUGCCUUCACACCCAUUGUCUACCUGGCCUUCUUCAGGGGCAGGCUUGUUGGGCGUCCUGGAAACUACUUGUAUGUUGUUGGAUCAUACAGAAUGGAAGAGUGUGCCCACGCAGGCUGCCUCAUGGAGCUGUGCAUCCAGCUGUGCAUCACCAUGCUGGGCAAGCAGCUCAUCCAGAACAACCUGUUUGAGAUCGGCGUACCGAAGCUGAAAAAGCUGCUGAGGAAGAGGAAGUCAGAGCUGGACUCAAAGGAAGAGGAGGAGCUGAACAAAACCCUGCAGCGCCACGAGAAAGACCACCUGCUGGGUCCUUUUGUUGGCCUCAGUCCUGAGUACAUGGAGAUGAUCAUUCAGUUUGGGAUGGUGACUCUGUUCGUGGCCUCCUUCCCUCUGGCUCCGCUCUUUGCUCUUCUGAACAACAUUAUCGAGAUUCGCCUGGAUGCCAAGAAGUUUGUCAUGGAGCUACGAAGGCCAAUCGCAGUCAAAGCCAAAGACAUUGGUAUCUGGUACAACCUCCUGAGAGGCCUCAGCAAGGUAGCAGUCAUUGUUAAUGCCUUCGUCAUCUCCUUCACCUCUGACUUCAUCCCUCGGCUGGUCUACCAGUACAUGUACAGCCCUGAUGGCACCAUGCACGGCUUCGUCAACCACACUCUGUCUUACUUCAAUGUUACUGACUUCCAGCCAGGCACUGACCCCCUGCAGCCAAUGCACCUGGGCUACAAAGUGGAAAUCUGCAGAUAUAAGGACUACAGAGAGCCCCCUUGGUCCAGCUGUCCAUAUGAACUCUCUAAAGAGUUCUGGGCCAUCCUGGCAGCCCGCCUCGCCUUUGUCAUUGUCUUUCAGAACGUGGUGAUGCUCAUGAGUGACUUUGUGGACUGGCUGAUCCCAGACAUCCCCAAGGACAUCAGCCUACAGAUGCACAAAGAGAAGAUCCUCAUGGUGGAGCUCUUCAUGAAGGAGGAGCAGGGCAAAAGACUCGCAGCGCGGGACAACCACAACGGGGACAACUGCACCGCCCCCUCAUCAGCCAAUCAGAGCCCGCCGCAACCCCGCUCACGGCCCGUCUCGCAUUCUAACUGCUGUUAAACCAGUAGGUGCCAGGGUCUGAGAAAAAAAGUACAAACAACAAGCAAACACCAGGACCUGUACACAGACUGUAAAUAAGUGAAUCAGCUGCUUAUAGCUGGCUGCUAAAGGUUAACACAGUACAUCCAUUAACACGUCAUCAGUUUGUCAUAUGAGCAAAGCGUUUGCUGCCGUCACGAUGUUCAGGAAUAUUUUCAGACGGGUAAAACCUGAACUGAAUUCCCACAGAUUGCCUCUUUUUAAAAUGUGUUUGUUACAUUUCACUGCGAAUCAGACAUGACAGUGUCAGCCACCAACCAAACAUCCACACAGUACUCACAGAAACAUGAUUAUUGGAUGUAAUCAAAAGGAACAAGCCAUUAGCUUCACUAGGGGAAUGUCCCUGUUGAUGAGAACCUUCAGGAUGUCAGUGAACACAGUGCCAAACUUGCAGCCUGAGUUCAUAUGUGCCACUUCUCCCACGGAACUUGAAUGCAGCUUCUGCCUCCGUCAGUCCGUCCAGAUGGUGCUGCUGAGGAGAGUGUCCCCCCUCCUGCCGUCAACACGUAAAGCUCACACUGGCCUUUUUUGAAAUCUGAACAAAUGCAGGAAUUUACUGAUGUAUUUAGUUGAACGUGGUCAGACACACGGGCUCUGGUUGUUGUGGAGGCCUGCCUGUUGAUUUGUAGUGUUCUCUUUGUGUUGCGUACGAACAAACAGACGAACAAUGCUCAGCGGCUUCAUGCCUGGAACUGGAAAUUCACAGUAUAAAUACACAGUGAUGUUAUGAUGUCAUGCUCCCUCUCACCUGGCUGAGAUGCUGUAGUUACUACUCACCUGAUGUGCUGUUCUGACACUGGGUAUGGAGAGACAGCUCUUCUACACAGUCAGAAAUGAAAUAAUAAUAGUGUUUCUUAAAGCUGCAUUAACAGUUUUUAUUUCAUCAGCAGAAGAAGCACAAAACAUGUUAGAGAAUAGUCAACAAGUUUUUAAAUGAUCAUCAACCUGCCUCCAAACUACUGACUGGUUGAUGUAUAAAUGUCAUAUCAACCUAAAAGGUGACAAUGUGUCCAGUGUCAUAAAAUCCACUCACACCUUUUUGUGUUGUUAAGACGCUCAGUUUUAAUCAUCAGACGGUUUUGAAGAGUUCAAUCCUCUCCCCACACAGCAGUUAGCACUAGCUGCUCAGUGCUCAGUUAGCACCUGUAGAUGACAGAUAUUUAUGGCACAGGUAUGCUGACAGGUGAACUGAAUGUGCUCGUCAUACCUGCAUAUCAAUGUGAAAUUUACAUUUAAAGGGACUUUGUGUUUAGUUUUCUCUGAAUUUCUCAACAUCUCUGCACUCCAGCACCAUGUUGCUCCAGGUGUCUCUCCUACCCUGCCUUAUCCUGUCCUACCUGCUUCUGGGAUUCAAACACUUGACCUCUGACCUGCUCUAAACCAUCAGUGGCUCAUGUAUCAGCUUUCAUACAAAGGGACCGAGUAUCAGUGAAACCAAGAGGGCAGCUCUGUUUCAUUAUUAUCAUGUUGCCUUGGCAUUUUGCUGAGGCUGCAGCUCCCAAACUGUUCAAGCACAAAGAGUGAAUAUUAUAUAUGUAUUUUUUUGGUAUUUACCAAACUGCAAAAACACAUGUGGGAGCGACUGGAUAGAACUUUGAAGAGCGUAAAUGUACUGUUGAUUGAGACGUGCAGUCACACAUCCAGUCUGGUCUUCAGUCGAAUACUGUUGAAUACUGCCCCCUGCUGUAUAUAUUUUGAACUAUCCCAAAUUGAGGCCCACAGCCCAGACUGACAGAAUGUACUGUAUUAUUGAAUGUCAGUCAUGAAUAAUCACAUUUAGGUCAAACUGUUGUUUAUCUAUUUUAUUGUUUGUUUGUGUUUUAGUUUUAUGACAAUGUAUUUUUAGUGCAUCUAAUGUGUUGAAAGGGGACCAUCAAUCUACCAACUAGAGACUUUAUCUCAUGUCUUAAAGCAUCAGUGUGGACCUAUUCCACUGUACCUGGAAGGGCACCUGGGGAACAGCUUCCAGACAGACGUUACCUCUCUCUGGGGGGUGACUUGCUUGUUUGAGCAAAAACUGCACAUUGAAUUUUUUUUAGCAAAUCUUAAUACUGUUAAUACUGUGUCUGUACGUAGGGUUAGUGUUGAUAUUUAGUGAUAGGUCAUGACUCAGCAUCUCUUGUAAACUGAGGUCACAUGUGAAGACCCCUCCCCUCUCCAUGUCCUCCUGCCGUCUGUUGCCAUGUUGUAUUUACAGCAUCAAUAUAUCAUUACAAAGUGUGACAUGCUAAUAUCUAUUAUAAUGUGUGUCAGUGCACAUUUCACUACAUGCAUGAGUGUAUAUGUACGUAUAACAGACCUGCCUGUCUCUGAUACUUUGAGUGUUUUUUCUUUAAAUAAAUGAGUGACAAGCUCCUGGUCUGUAAGCCUUCAUUAAAACUCCUGCAUUUCA